UUCCUCGAAUGAAAAAAAAAAAAAAAAUAUUCGCAAAAUUCCCGGUUCAACGUCAUCUGCAACUGUAUGCAGUCGGUGUUAGGCCGAGCUCAGUCGAGCUGAUCCGGGCGGCGCCGAGUCCAGCCGGGCGGCGCCGAGCCGAGCGUAAUCACGCAGCUAGUCCGCGUCGCCUUAACGAUUUCGCCAUUCUCACUCGUGUGCGAUUCACACAGCCAAUAGUUCCUGGAUGUGUGUGUGUCCGAGGCCGCGGUAACGCGCGCGCACACUAAUACAGGUGAAAAUACUGGAGACAGAGCGCACCGGGCACUGGUGUAGCCGGCUUUAUACGAUGAUAAAAGGAGAGAGAGAGAGAGAGAGAUAUGGACGAGGGGUAAGGAACGAGGCGGCACGCUCGGCUCGGCUCGGCGUCGGUACGCAACGAAAUACCCGAGCUGUGGGAGCAACGUACAGUACAAAGCGGAGCUGCUUCCUGCCUGGAUCGUAGCGUCGCAGAUCAUAAUUUAACGUUGAUUUAUAUUAUUUAUAAUUAAGACAUUAAUAUUGUGGUCAUCACAGCAUUUGCGGGGGCAACAAGUUGUUGAUUAAAAUUCAAUUGGUUUUUUGACGAAAUUUUAUGUACAUAAAGGCUCGACCUUUAUCGCCGGAACGGAUCUGUUAAUUGAGCGAAUCAAUUUUUUUUUAAUUGAAAAGUGAUUACUCGAAAAUAAUAAUCAAAUAAUAAUCGAUUGAUUAAUUAUUCUCCCAUGUCCCCCGGAUGAUUACAUUGUAACAAUAUUAUAUUGUAUAUCGGUGAAUCGAAUCCCAACAAAUGGAUCUGGAGAGACUUAUUGCUGAGGUGAAGGCUCGUCCCGCUAUUUGGGAUCAGAAGAAUAAUCAUUAUCACAAUCGUGAUGUCAUCCUCAAAAUGUGGGGUGAAAUAGCGAGGGCAUGCGAUGUAUCGAGUGAGGUAGCUAAAUCAAAAUGGAAGCACUUGCGCGACAACUUCCGAAAUGAACUGAAGAAGACUUACCGAGGUAAGCAGACCUGCGACGGUGGUUCACCAUCAGCUGUUGAGCACGAAUCAAAGUGGGUCUGGUUCAAGAAUUUGCACUUCCUGCGGGAUCAGAUGAAUUCACGUGUCAUUGGAUGUAACAUAAGCCAAGCUGGACAUUACGCUGCCUCCCUGGAGGAGACGCAGAUAGAACCGCAGAUCGAUAUCCUCGAGGGCGAUGGAGAAGCGCACUUUGACGAUCUCGUUGACGGUGACUCAUGUCAAUCAAUGCUCACUGGUGAUGAUGUUAUACAACAGGGUGGUAUGUCCCUUCGAAAACGUGGACGACUGUCGAGGAAACGAGUACUCGUGGAUCCACUCGACUGCGAUUAUCAGAGUAUGGAGCGAAAGCGAUAUGAAGUCAUUCAGAGGCGUCUCACAUGUCACGAUGACAAUGAUGAUGACACUUAUCACUUUCUUAUGAGUGUGAGAAGUCCCAUGCGGAGUCUUCCACUCGAGAGGCAGAUGUACGUGAGACUGAAGAUACAGGAGCUCAUACUCAAUGAAAUAACUUCACUCCAGCAGGAUUCCAAGCAUCAUCAUCCUGCUAGCAGCAACACCGAGGGACAAAACUGCUCACCACAACCUGGAAACACCGAUUAUUUUAUGUCAUAAGAUUAGAAGCUUUUGAUUGUAUUAUUUUUACGCUGUAUAACUUGUGAUAUUGAUAUUAAACCGAAUGAAUACUCGAGAAUUAAAACAAAAA
Diachasmimorpha longicaudata is the source of this 1736-nucleotide messenger RNA. RefSeq lists its product as uncharacterized. Gene Ontology annotation, biological process: regulation of transcription by RNA polymerase II. Gene Ontology annotation, molecular function: DNA binding. The coding region runs from base 809 to 1645 and encodes 278 amino acids. Gene Ontology annotation, cellular component: transcription regulator complex; nucleus. NCBI's taxonomy places the organism in Eukaryota, Metazoa, Arthropoda, Insecta, Hymenoptera, Braconidae. The transcript has 2 exons. The record is from RefSeq and is a predicted model, not a curated record.